Molecule: messenger RNA, 312 nt
Organism: Histoplasma capsulatum G186AR
Lineage: Eukaryota; Fungi; Ascomycota; Eurotiomycetes; Onygenales; Ajellomycetaceae
Product: histone H4
Exons: 3
Coding region: 1-312 (103 amino acids)
Biological process (GO): nucleosome assembly
Cellular component (GO): nucleosome
Molecular function (GO): DNA binding; structural constituent of chromatin; protein heterodimerization activity
Source: RefSeq, a predicted model, not a curated record
AUGACCGGACGCGGCAAAGGAGGCAAGGGUCUCGGAAAGGGUGGAGCCAAGCGCCAUCGCAAGAUUCUACGAGACAACAUCCAGGGUAUCACCAAGCCCGCUAUCCGUCGUCUUGCCCGCCGUGGCGGUGUCAAGCGUAUCUCCGCCAUGAUCUACGAAGAGACCCGUGGUGUCCUCAAAUCCUUCCUCGAAGGUGUCAUCCGCGAUGCUGUCACAUAUACUGAGCACGCCAAGAGAAAGACCGUCACAUCGCUGGAUGUUGUCUAUGCCCUCAAGAGACAAGGACGUACUCUCUACGGUUUCGGUGGUUAA